This is a messenger RNA of Cryptococcus deneoformans JEC21, 1704 nucleotides long. RefSeq names its product expressed protein. The record is from RefSeq and is a predicted model, not a curated record. Bases 286 to 1281 code for a protein of 331 amino acids. NCBI's taxonomy places the organism in Eukaryota, Fungi, Basidiomycota, Tremellomycetes, Tremellales, Cryptococcaceae. The transcript has 3 exons.
UGACGACACCGGACCAUUACUCGUGCUGCUUUGCUCAUCGAGCGAUGGAUUGUUGGAUCGGCAGCGCCGUAAAGUCAGAACCUUUCAUUCCUCAUAUCAUUAAUCAAAUCAAUCCAUUAACCAAGAUGUUGCAUCCCCGAAUCAGCACAUAUUGAACAGCUUUUUGCCUCUUUAACAGUGUAACUUUUGGUCAAUAUCGCUAGACGCAGGUAAGACUCAAAGCGUUCUAUCAACAGGCCGCAAAAUAAAACUUGCAACUUUUUGAGUAGUUUUGCUUUAGCAGACAUGUCUUCGUCCAAACAGCUCAAGCAAUCGGAGCUGGUUCUUCCCCUCGACUCUCUCCUCCCAGUGCACGACCACAUCAUUCACCAUCUCUCAUUCAUCGCACCCCUCAAAACUCUCACUCUCUCAAAGUACUAUUACCGGCAUACCAUACCCAUUCUCUAUCGUACUGUUCCAAUCAGCUCCAAGUCACUCUAUGGACUCCUAUGGGGCGUCCACAAAGAUGCAAGGGCUCGCACGCUAAAAGCCUUUUCGAACACCCGCGUUAUCCAACUCACCAAUCUGGAUAGCAUUCUGACCUAUCACCACCUAUCCAUGACCGAUCCCAAACUUUCAGUGACUCCUGAAGAGUACAAUAACCUGCUCUCCAACGUUAGGCGCAUCGAAUUCAUGUGGGAAGCUGCCGUCUCUCCGUUUUACACGCUCUACAAUCAGACGUAUCCUGAUCAGCCUGCAUACGCAGCCACUAUCCAAAGGCUUGUUCCUAGCCCAUGCGAAGAGCUUGUGGUCCACCUCAAGAAUACUGAUGGCUGGUUAGGUGUAGACCUAUGCUUCAAACAAGAGAUUUCAGAGAUGCUAAAGCACCAUUCCCCGAGCACUGCGACGAUCAUCCUUCACCUAGAUCUACUAGCCACGUCUUCAUAUUACUCAUUGCUCGAAGCAUGUGCACGUUGCUGGAAUGAGAAAAAGCGACUACGGGUUAUUAUCAACAUGAGUAAUGUCGAUUAUUUUUCCCCCAGUUCAUCGCCAGGCAGCGAUUUUUGCCGCUUGUUAUAUGCUGUCAUUGCCAAGUUCAGCCAUCAUCAUCUCGACAAGGCGCUGGACAGCUCAGUUCAGAAGCCUUUGGAGGACGUUUUGGAAAUAUAUAUUCCUAGGGCCGAGAGCGUCCAGGAAUACCUCAAGGUUUGUGACCUGGAAUCUCACCGGGAAAGUGAGAUUGCAGGAGUUGUUAAGAUUCUGGAAUUGGAACAGGAUGUCCUGGAAGAGUAUGUCUCUUAAUCCCUACCUCUUAUCACGUCCAACGUCCCAGCCAGCCUCCCAUUCCCCAGAACGAAGUAUUGAGUAUGCCACGACAGUCGGCGUAUUAUGAAGGCAGCAGCACGAGUGGGAGGGCUCUAUCGAAUGGCAGCGGCCUUCAAUAGUGGUGCGUACCAUUAUUCAAGCAUCGGAGGGGCGAGGGGCUGGAAGCAUCUUGAUCGACCACAAGCAAGUUAUUUUGCUGGGUCUAAAAUCACCUGCACCCAUUGCUCAACUACUUUCCGGUCUGGGAACUUGGUUCUCUCUUUACUGGCAUUCUUGUGCCAGACAUCUUCGCGGUUAACCUGCCGACUUUUGAAGCUUCUUUCUGAAUCUGUUUGCCAUACAUCGCGACUUUCUGGACUCGGAGACACAUCUAUGCACCUAACCAUGCAUUCUUUCAUC